UUUUCAUUAUUCAAUUCAAUCAUAGUUAAGAUUGGACGUGUUUGUUUUGACGAAUAUUCGUUCUAAUUUUAAAUUAAAUGUCAAGAUGAUUUUGUCAAUCAUAUUUUUAAUUGUGAUUUUGGUGAUUACAUUUUCGUUUCUAAUUGGAUCAUACACUGAAUCUUACUGGGCGAAACGGAACGUUAAAUACCAUGGCGGGAAAAACAUCAUAGCAACAUUCUCAGAGUUUUUGUUUUCGAAUCGUGGCAUUUUUGAUAUAUUUGGUGAUAUUUACAAGCAGUACCCCGAUGAUCCAGCUGUGGCCACCCCGUCGCUACUGCGACCCGCUUUGUUCGUCAAACAUCCAGAAAACAUACAGCACGUACUAACAGACAACUUUAAAAACUUCUAUCACAGAGGUGUUGAGGUUAAUGACAAUGAUUUACUUGCUAAAAAUGUACUGUUCCUGAGUGGCAGUCGCUGGAAACUUAUGAGACAAAAAAUGACGCCUCUAUUCACUAGUGCGAAGCUGAAGAACAUGCACUACAUCAUAGAUAAGUGUGCUCAAGAUUACAUCGUUUAUCUGAAAGAGCAUUUUGAUGAUAAAGAUGCAAACGCAUUUGAAACAUUGUCUAUAUACAGCUGUGCAUCAAUACUAGCCUCAAUAUUCGGAAUUAAUAGUGGUGAGUCAACUGUAGACUCACCUUUUCUACAAAUGGCAAAGCAUGCCACAAAACCAACUUUAAAAGCCAACUUGAAAUUUAUUCUUAUGGCAUUGUCCCCAACAUUAUUUAAAAGGCUUGGACUUAAAUUUUUUGGCGAAUAUGAAAAAGAGUUCAUUGGUGCGAUCAGUCAAGUGAUAAGGAAACGUGAGCAAGAGAAUGUGAAGAAGCACGAUUUUGCCGAUAUCGCUGUGAGUUUGCAGAAAGAAGGUAAAAUGAAAGAUGAAUCAACUGGCUGUGAAAUAGACCCAACAGAUGAUGUAUUGGCAGCACAAGCUUUCUUUUUCCUAAUAGCUGGUGUAGAUCCAGUUACUAUGGGCAUGUUUGGAGCAUUAUUUGAACUAGCCAAACGACCUGAUAUACAGAAACGAUUGCAAGAAGAAAUCGAUAGUGCAUUUGAAAACAACACUGAAAUAGGGUAUGAUGUUAUUAGCAAAAUGGAGUGCUUAACAAAAGUGGUAAAUGAAUCUUUACGUAUGCACCCUCCAAUUUCCAUGCUCACCAGACAGUGUAUGGAUGAAUCAGUUCUGCCGGUUGGUAACAUAAGAGUAUCAAAAGGCACAAAGGUUGACAUACCAAUAAUGGCCAUUCACCAUGAUCCUCAGUAUUACCCAAAUCCAGAUGUGUAUGACCCUGAAAGGUUUUCAGCUGAAAACAAGAACUCCAGGCCAAACAUGACUUUUAUGCCUUUCGGUGAAGGAGGUCGGCUUUGCAUAGGACAACGAUUUGCCCAUCUGCAGAUGAAAACUGGACUGGCGUACGUCCUACGCCACUUCAACGUCAGGGUUGAUGACGUCACACAGAAGAUGACCUACUUGAAAUCAACGCUCAUCAUUCGACCAACCACUGACAUGAAUUUUACAUUUGUACCCAGAAAUAAAUAAAUAUAAUUAAUUAAGGUA
Molecule: messenger RNA, 1603 nt
Organism: Plutella xylostella (diamondback moth)
Lineage: Eukaryota; Metazoa; Arthropoda; Insecta; Lepidoptera; Plutellidae
Product: cytochrome P450 6k1
Molecular function (GO): iron ion binding; monooxygenase activity; oxidoreductase activity, acting on paired donors, with incorporation or reduction of molecular oxygen
Source: RefSeq, a predicted model, not a curated record